GCUGCCUGGCGGCGGAAGAGCCGAAGCCCACCGGCCGCAGACAUGGAGGGGCCGGAAGCCGGGGUGCGAGCCCCAGCGCUAGAGGCCCUUGCCAAGCUGGCAGACAUCAUGGAGCCCAUCGGCCGGCAAGAAGAGGCAGAGCUGCCGGCCCAGAUCCUGGCGGAGUUUGUGAUGGACUCCCGGAAGAAGGACAAACUGCUCUGCAGCCAGCUUCAGGUAGUAGACUUCCUGCAGAACUUCUUGGCUCAGGAGGACGUUGUCCAGGGACUAGACCCCUUGGCUUCUGAAGACACCAGCCGGAAGAAGGCACUUGCAGCCAAGGAGCAGUGGAAAGAGCUGAAGGCCUCCUACCAGGAGCAUGUGGAAGCCAUCACAGGUGCCCUGACCCAGGCUUUGCCCACGAUGGUGGAGGCCCAGAGGAAGCGGGCGCAGCUCCUUGGAGCCCUGGAAGAGCUCCAGGCCAAGAAGCAAGUGGCCACGGAGAGACUGAGAACAGCCCAGAAGCAGUGGCAGCUGCAACAGGAGAAGCUUCUGCAGCAUCUGGCAGAAGCCUCUGCAGAGGUGAGGCAGCGGCAGAGAGGAGCUCAGCAGGAGCUUGUGCAACUGUCUCAGGAGCUUGGAAGUCUGCAACAGCAGGCAGAGCAGAAGCGGGACACGCUUCACAGGCACCAAACCUUCCUCCAGCUGUUAUACACUCUGCAGGGGCAGCUGCCGUUUCCUGAGGCAGAGACAGAGCUGCCACAGAUGCUGGAUCUUUCUAAGGAUAAGCCCCAGAAACAGAACCCUGGGGAUACCAUAGGGGAAGACAGGAGUAUGCUGUCCAAGGCUGAUGGCCCACAGCCUGCUGGAGAUCCGAGCUCACCUGGGCUUCCUGAGGGACAACAACAUGGGAAAGGAACCUAGAGCAGGUCACAUUCUGGACUCUUGAUGUCCCUGGACUGCAGGAGUCAUUUAUUGGAGUCAUGAAGACACAUGGACACUAUGGGAAAUCUUUCUCAGUUUAUUGCAGUACUGACCACUGUUUGUGGUCUGCUGUUUUUUAUGAGUGUUCAGUUUAUUUAUGAAGAAGUUGAAUGGACAUCCUGGCUCAUUUUAAAUUUUGUAUUAGGAGUGGAGUUCAAAUUUAGCGCUGUCAAAAAACUCAAGAGAUGUUUGCUUCUUGGAUGUUGUUAGUUGGACAGUGUUAAAGUUCUGCGACAAGAACAGUGCACUUAUUUUAUUUAGUGUCAUUUGAAGCCUAUCUAAUAUUUCCUAGGUGGUUAAGUAUAUGAAAUGAUAUAUAAUACAAAUUAUAGAAAAAUUAAAAAUCUAAUGUCUUCCUCCAGGCAUUAUUGUCUUCACAGAAGUAUAUAUGCCUGGCAGAAAUGUGCAUGAGGAAUCUCCUUCCUUGUAACAAAUCCUCCAGAGAAUUAAAAAAAGUUUCAUACUUUAAGUCCUCAGUCCCUUAAAUUGCAAUGUCUCUAACCCCUUGCGGCGUUUGUAUUAACAUUGAACUUCACAUGUUUCUUUGACCAACUGUCUCAUUGAUUUUAUUCUUCUUAUAAACUGUUACUGCUCAGACUUCAUCAGCAGUGGUUGCUUGCUUCUUUAAUGAUGGUUUUUGCUGAACAACUGAAAUUUGGGAAAACAGAGAAACCUGAACCUGCUAAUCUCUAUUUAACCUCUGUUAUCCUAAGUAUAUCUGGCAUGCGAACAGCCCUGUGAAGGCACCCAGAGGCGCUUUGAACAUUGCAUUUGCCUUCAUGAAGUGAUCUUUCAAAAAUCCACUUGAAAUUCAUGGACCAAGAGAAUGAAGGACUGAGAGAAGCAAAUGAAACUCCUGUGGUUUAAUCAUAACAAACAAUUCAAGUAUCCUUUGAGCACAGACAUCACUGACAAUCUAUGACAGUGGGUUUUAUGAUGUGAAUUUAAAUGAAAGCUUGCUUCA
This is a messenger RNA of Neogale vison (American mink), 1927 nucleotides long. RefSeq names its product ZW10 interacting kinetochore protein (gene ZWINT). The coding region runs from base 43 to 903 and encodes 286 amino acids. Gene Ontology annotation, biological process: mitotic sister chromatid segregation; establishment of localization in cell; mitotic cell cycle checkpoint signaling. The transcript is spliced from 9 exons. Gene Ontology annotation, cellular component: cytosol; nuclear body; kinetochore. The record is from RefSeq and is a predicted model, not a curated record. NCBI's taxonomy places the organism in Eukaryota, Metazoa, Chordata, Mammalia, Carnivora, Mustelidae.